Molecule: messenger RNA, 555 nt
Organism: Rhinichthys klamathensis goyatoka
Lineage: Eukaryota; Metazoa; Chordata; Actinopteri; Cypriniformes; Leuciscidae
Gene: acot13
Product: acyl-CoA thioesterase 13
Exons: 3
Coding region: 67-492 (141 amino acids)
Molecular function (GO): fatty acyl-CoA hydrolase activity
Source: RefSeq, a predicted model, not a curated record
ACCUUUCAAAUAUUCCACCAGAGUGAACUUGUCCUUUACUGUGUUUUGGUAUUUGCAUUAGCAGCAAUGGUUUCGUUGUCGCUAAAAUCACUAAAAGAGAUCAUGAGAGUGAUGGUGGAUUGUCCUGGAUUUGAUCGGGUUUUAAGUAAGGUUGAAAUACUGUCUGCAACCCCUGGGAAAGUGGUGUGUGAGAUGAAGGUGGAGGAGGAACACACUAACAGAGGAGGCACUCUUCACGGAGGACUGACAGCCACACUGGUGGAUGUGAUCUCUACUACUGCCAUCAUGUACACUGAGAGAGGAGCUCCUGGAGUCAGCGUGGACAUGAACAUAACAUACAUGAAUGCAGCUAAAAUUGGAGAAGACAUCCUGAUCACUGCGCAGGUUUUAAAACAAGGAAGGACUUUGGCAUUUGCAACCGUGGAUCUCACCAACAAGGCGAACGGAAAACUCAUUGCUCAGGGUAGACACACUAAACACCUUGGUAGCUGAUUAUGUGCCCUGUAAAUUAUGUAGUUCUUUAUGGUAUAUAAUAAAAAGUCCAGCAUAAAAGUA